ACAGUGAAGCGCACACUCAUUGAUACAUGGCAGCUUUUCCCCGCAUAUCAUAACACCGACGACCUUUGGUGAACUAAAAGCGAGACUCUUUGUUUUUUGUGGUUUUCUUUCCUGAAACUGAACUUCAAGUUAAGCCUCUGUAUCCCGUCGACUCGUCAGCAUGACUGAGCCUGCUGAGCUGCUGCUCAUCAAGGACCAGUACGAGUUGGCGUUUCACUCUCUGAGCCGCGGUCUGGCCGCCGAAGAGGCCGGUAAAAGGGAAGAGGCGCUGAUGUUUUACAGGAAAGGUCAGCAGCACCUUACCCAAGGAAUGGAAGUGCCCACCGGAGGAGAGAGGCACCUGGGAGCGGUUUGGGACACGGCCAGGAGUCUUCAGCACAGGAUGAGGGACACUCUGAGGACCGUCAACGCCCACCUCUCUGACCCAGAGACCGCUCAGCUGACAAAAGGAUGCCAGCGGGGCCGCCUGUUGAUGAAUCUACCUCCCAAUCUGUACCCGGACCUGACGCCAUGCAGCCAGCCUCCACAGAGCUCCCUCAAUCACCUGUACCCGACCGUGCCUGCCGCCCCCCUGGACGCAACCCUAAGGCUCGGGCCCAGUCCUUCUUCCUGUGCCCGGCUGCAAGCCCUCCCGGCGGCAGGGGAUCAGCCUCCAGCCUACACGCCACAGCCAACGGCCGGCCACCAAAGUGUGUCCUACGGCCCCGCUGGAGGUGGGCUCAGGUCGGGGAAGCAGACCGGAGCAGCAGCAGCAGCAGCAGCAGCAACAGGAGGAGGAGGAGAUGAAGUCGAGCUGCUUUACGUCCCCUCUGGGGUGCAGAUGUUUUUUGUGGCGCCGAGCGGGCAGGUCAGCUCCCUGUGUCAUCCAGGUUACCUUCGCAUCAUCAAAUUUGAAAGUCAGCACAAGGAUUCCAGCGCUGGGAAACCCUCAACAUUUCUACAUGUGUGUGACUGGCUUUACCUGCUGGAAGAGGGCACUCCAGUGCUCUUGGCUAACUCUGGGAUCUUCAUGUUCCCGGAUACCUUGUCAGAGACGCCGGGGUCCUACGUGGGCAUAGUGCUGUCGUCAGAACUGCCUGCUGUACAUGGAGAGAAGUUACAGGCUCUCUUCUCGCAGCUGGCUAACCUCAGGGUCCAGGGGCCAGAUGAAGAAGAGUCAGAGGUCAUGAACCUGAGCGACAAAAUCCCCCUCGGUCCCAUGAAAGAGCAAAAAGGACUCACAGUGCCGACAGGGGAGAAGGAGAAACCGCCACUUCCUGGAUGGAGUGAGAAGAUGGCGCAAGGAAUCUUGACAGGAGCUACGUGGUUGAGUAUCGGGUUCGCUAAAGGAGCCGAGGCCACUGGUAGGGCCAUUAAUAAUGGAGCAGCCAAGUUGCGGGAGCACAUCACGCCUGAGGAAACUCCUUCAGAGGUCAGCCCCCAUGUCACCAAAAGCCUGCAUGUGGCUAGACAGGCCACCGGGGGGGCUGUCCGAGUCAGCCAGUUCUUAGUCAAUGGAGUGAGUACCGUGGCAGGACACGUGGCUGACAAGAUGGCUCCUCAUGUGAAGAAACAGGGCUCUAAGCUGGUCCCAGAGUCUAUGAAGAAGAAUAAAGAUGGCGGGCCUUCCAACUGGGAUGGAGCCAAGUUUGUGGCAGUCAGCAGUGUGCAAGGUUUUUCUACUGUUUGGUCCAGUCUGGAGACCGGUGCAAAGCUUGUUGGCAAAAGUGUCACAGCAGAGACUGUCACAACGAUGACACACAAGUACGGUAACGAUGCAGGCCAAGCUACUGACACUGGUCUGAAGUCAUUGAUCAAUGUUGCUGUGACUGCAUACAACAUUGACAAUCUGGGCAUCAAAGCCUUUAUGAAGACUGCAGGGAAGCAGACAGCCAAGGUCAUGGCCAAACCGGGGGAACAGCCUGCACAAACCGAGGCAAAAGAGGAACUGAAACGAGAACAUCAAGCGGAGACAAAUGGGAAAGAAAAACUGAAAAAGCAGACAGAGAAUUAAAAAAAAAAAAACAUUCACAAAGGAAGGUCAUAGCUUUGCUUCACGAGUUCUGUCUGAUUGAUGGAUCAACUCAUAAUUUGCAUAUUAACCCAACAAACAGGCCAAUUGUUUCUUCAUUAGAUAUUAUUAGUUUUAAAUGUAAAAAACAAUAAGAAAUAAGUAAUUAAAAGUUAUUUUUUGCAUAUUGAGGUGCUGUCAUAGGCAUUAUUUUUUCAUGGUAGUAUUUGAAUGAUGUAUAUAUUUUGUUAUGUUUUACAAUCUAUUUUUAAUAAAAAAAGAAUUGCAGUAGUGAAGAGGUUAACAGUACACUUCUGUUCUAAAUGAAAGUGCAAUAAUGUUAAAGCAAAGCACAUAAAUGUACAUUAACAAACUACACAUUUGAACCAUUAUUACCAUGUUGAAUCCUUUACUUUAAGUUAAUAAAAUGUAUUUGUAUAUGUGUAUACCGUUAUGUCAACUGUUGAAGAACUCGCUGUACAGAGGAAGUAGGAAUCUGAUGCCUGAAUA
Molecule: messenger RNA, 2500 nt
Organism: Pungitius pungitius (ninespine stickleback)
Lineage: Eukaryota; Metazoa; Chordata; Actinopteri; Perciformes; Gasterosteidae
Gene: sparta
Product: spartin a
Exons: 8
Coding region: 161-1993 (610 amino acids)
Biological process (GO): negative regulation of BMP signaling pathway; cell division
Cellular component (GO): plasma membrane
Source: RefSeq, a predicted model, not a curated record